Messenger RNA from Pisolithus orientalis, 1463 nucleotides. RefSeq lists its product as uncharacterized. The record is from RefSeq and is a predicted model, not a curated record. Bases 119 to 1294 code for a protein of 391 amino acids. The transcript is spliced from 2 exons. NCBI's taxonomy places the organism in Eukaryota, Fungi, Basidiomycota, Agaricomycetes, Boletales, Pisolithaceae.
AGAAGCUGUGAGCAAGCUCAGAGGGACGGGUAUAAAUGGUUGUGGAUCGACACUUGCUGUAUCAACAAGCCAGACAUCUCCGAGCUCUCCAGGUCGAUCAAAUCCAUGUACCGGUGGUAUGAAAACUCAAGCGUAUGCUACGCUGUACCUCCAUGACAUUACCGACCUGUCCUUUCCCACUGCAAGUAGCGAGAGGAGGUACCCCGAUUCCAAGGGCUGGCCAGUGUGGUUCUCCCGUGGCUGGACCCUACAGGAGAUGAUAGCCCCAGCGGAUGUCCGGUUCUUUAACAAGGACUGGAAGGCCUUAGGUGACAAGAGGACGCUUGCACCUACCUUGUCUCGCAUCACUCGAGUCCCACAACAUAUAUUGGCGGAUAGGUUCUCCUCCAAUAAUCGUCCCUGCGCUGCCCAGAUCAUGUCAUGGGCCGCCGAUCGGACGACGAGUGAAGUCGAAGACAAAGUGUAUUCCCUGUUCGGUCUGCUGGGUGUUAAUAUCCCAGUAAUGUAUGGAGAGGGGAAGGAAGCGUUCCGACGUCUUCAGCUGGAGUUCGUCAGCAAGGCGAACGACGGGAGCAUUUUUGCAUGGGGUUUCCACAGAGACAGUCAGCGGAGUGGCAGCAUCCUCGCUGAUGACCCAAGCUUCUUCCGUGGUUGUGAAAAUAUGGAGCUGAUAACUCCCGACGAAUACCUUCGACACCACAGAUUUCAGAUGCCCCAGCUCUGGUUGAUGCCCUACAUACGAAGGGACCGAUAUGAUCCAUGGGUCAUGACCAAUCGUGGCAUUCAAUGUCGCACAUUCCUCCGACCUUGUGUUCACUCCCGCUUACACUUCGAAACCCCGCUCCCGUGCCGUUUCGGCCCAUCGGGCCCACCCGUCUCCAUCAAACUGGCUUUGUGGAAAGAUGAUUUCUACAGAUAUUUUACAUCGCCGGAGGAGAAAUUUCCUACAAAACCAACUUUACUGCUCGGUGAAGUGUGUUUCGCAUAUGAAGACUCGCUAUUUCGCGAUGCCAUCCAGAAUCCCCACAGAGAAUUCGGCCCCGUGCAUGAUAUCACAGCGACUCGUAUCAUGCGGGGUUGCUUCGAUCCGCUGGGUGCGGUUUCUGAGCUGGUUUAUGAUUUUGCGACGAGUCCAUUACAUACAACAGGGCGAACUGACGCAAGGUUCGGUCUCCAGUGUGAAGACAAUAACCCACAGGUUCUUUUAAAUGAGAGUUGGCAUCCGAUCUAUACAAACCAGGUGGACCUAUGCUUCCCUUUCUUCUAUGAGCCGUUUGUCAUAUUCAAGGUAUGAAUCCAGACAUGCUUGCAGUCAUGCACUAGUUUGAGUUUCUGUUGUACUAUCACCCAUGUACCCGUAUAACCACUUUACUCUGUCCUUGUCCACGAGUUUGUAGUACCUGAGCUUCUAAGAAUGACGAACGUUGAGCGUUUGAGGUCUCAUCUAUUCAGAGCACGCGACU